UAUAACUUUCACACCUCUACCCUGUCUUUCAGUAUUUAGUCAAACAAAAUAAACUACAUUUGUUAGAGCUUGAUAAGAAUUCAGUUUGUCUUCAGUGUGUGUGUCCGUCAUCAAGCAACAAAUCGACGUAUUUUUUUUGACUAAAAAGUUCUAAUGGAGAACCAAUCUUAAACAAGGAAAACGACUUAAAUCGAAAAAACAAAUUUAAAAUAUAACACGAAACGAAUCAAAAACUGUUAAAGAGUGUGCAAUUAACAAGAAAACAAACAAAACCAACAUUGUUUUGCAGAGAUAUAUUUACAUUGUAAAGGUCUGUCAAUAACUAGACUUCACUGUGGUCAAGAUGACGCAACCACUGCCCAUCCGCUUUCAGGAGCAUUUACAGCUCACAAAUGUUGGGAUCAACGCAAAUUCAUUUUCAUUCAGCACGCUCACGAUGGAAUCGGAUAAGUUUAUCUGCGUGCGAGAGAAGGUUAAUGAUACCGCCCAAGUGGUCAUCAUUGACAUGAACGAUGCAACCAAUCCCACUCGGCGUCCCAUCUCAGCGGACUCUGCUAUCAUGAAUCCAGCUAGCAAGGUCAUUGCGCUCAAAGCGCAAAAGACGUUGCAGAUCUUUAACAUUGAAAUGAAAUCGAAAAUGAAGGCCCAUACUAUGAACGAGGAUGUUGUGUUUUGGAAGUGGAUAUCCCUCAAUACGCUAGCUCUUGUUACAGAAACGAGUGUGUUCCAUUGGUCCAUGGAGGGUGAUUCGAUGCCGCAGAAGAUGUUUGACCGGCAUUCAUCUUUGAAUGGAUGUCAAAUUAUCAACUAUCGCUGCAAUGCCUCCCAGCAGUGGCUUCUACUUGUUGGCAUUUCGGCUCUACCGAGUCGUGUUGCCGGAGCCAUGCAGUUGUAUUCGGUAGAACGUAAGGUUUCCCAGGCCAUCGAGGGCCACGCAGCCAGCUUUGCCACAUUCAAAAUCGAUGCCAACAAGGAGCCAACAACGCUGUUCUGCUUUGCAGUGCGUACUGCCACUGGUGGCAAGCUUCAUAUCAUCGAAGUCGGAGCUCCGCCAAAUGGCAAUCAGCCGUUUGCCAAGAAGGCUGUGGAUGUGUUCUUUCCGCCGGAAGCACAAAAUGAUUUCCCUGUGGCAAUGCAAGUGUCUGCCAAGUACGAUACCAUCUAUUUGAUAACCAAAUAUGGAUACAUUCAUCUUUAUGACAUGGAGACGGCCACGUGCAUAUACAUGAAUCGUAUAUCGGCCGAUACGAUCUUUGUUACCGCACCGCAUGAAGCAAGUGGCGGCAUCAUUGGCGUCAAUCGCAAGGGACAGGUCCUGUCGGUGACUGUGGACGAGGAGCAGAUCAUCCCGUAUAUCAAUACUGUUCUGCAAAAUCCUGAUUUGGCCCUUCGCAUGGCUGUGCGCAACAAUCUAGCCGGUGCUGAGGAUCUUUUUGUGCGAAAGUUCAAUAAGCUCUUUACAGCUGGCCAAUAUGCUGAGGCAGCUAAAGUUGCUGCAUUGGCACCAAAGGCAAUUCUGCGGACACCACAGACCAUUCAACGAUUCCAACAGGUCCAGACGCCAGCAGGUUCCACGACUCCACCAUUGCUCCAAUACUUUGGCAUUCUUCUCGACCAGGGAAAAUUGAAUAAGUUCGAAUCUCUGGAGUUGUGUCGACCAGUCUUAUUGCAAGGCAAGAAGCAAUUGUGCGAAAAGUGGCUAAAGGAGGAGAAAUUGGAGUGCAGCGAAGAGUUGGGAGAUUUGGUUAAAGCUUCGGAUCUUACACUUGCUCUCUCGAUUUACUUACGCGCAAAUGUUCCCAACAAGGUCAUCCAAUGCUUUGCUGAGACCGGACAGUUCCAGAAAAUUGUCCUUUAUGCUAAGAAGGUCAACUAUACGCCUGAUUAUGUUUUCUUGCUGCGCUCUGUAAUGCGAAGCAAUCCAGAGCAGGGAGCUGGUUUCGCCUCAAUGUUGGUGGCCGAGGAAGAGCCACUGGCUGAUAUCAACCAGAUUGUGGACAUCUUUAUGGAACACUCCAUGGUGCAGCAGUGCACGGCGUUCUUGCUGGACGCCCUUAAGCAUAACCGACCGGCAGAAGGUGCUCUUCAGACGCGCCUGCUGGAAAUGAAUCUUAUGUCUGCUCCCCAGGUUGCCGAUGCCAUCUUGGGCAACGCCAUGUUCACCCACUACGAUCGAGCCCACAUUGCCCAGCUGUGCGAAAAAGCAGGACUACUCCAGCGGGCUCUGGAACACUAUACGGAUUUGUAUGAUAUUAAGCGAGCUGUUGUGCACACACACAUGCUGAAUGCCGAAUGGCUGGUCAGUUUCUUUGGUACUCUGUCGGUUGAGGACUCUCUUGAAUGUCUAAAGGCAAUGCUAACGGCGAACUUACGUCAAAAUCUGCAAAUCUGUGUGCAGAUUGCCACCAAAUACCAUGAGCAGUUAACGAACAAGGCACUCAUUGAUCUUUUCGAAGGAUUCAAGAGCUAUGACGGCCUGUUCUAUUUCCUGAGCAGCAUUGUCAACUUCUCACAAGAUCCCGAAGUACACUUCAAAUACAUUCAGGCUGCCUGCAAGACUAACCAGAUCAAGGAGGUUGAACGUAUUUGCCGCGAAUCAAACUGCUACAAUCCCGAACGUGUAAAGAACUUCUUAAAGGAAGCCAAGCUAACAGAUCAGCUACCGUUGAUUAUCGUUUGUGAUCGCUUCGAUUUCGUUCACGAUUUGGUGCUUUACCUAUAUCGUAAUAAUCUUCAGAAGUACAUCGAGAUAUAUGUGCAGAAAGUCAAUCCGUCCCGCUUGCCGGUCGUUGUGGGUGGCCUGCUUGAUGUUGAUUGCAGUGAGGAUAUAAUCAAAAAUCUAAUUCUUGUUGUCAAAGGACAAUUCUCAACGGACGAGCUGGUCGAGGAGGUUGAAAAGCGCAACCGUCUUAAGCUACUCCUUCCAUGGCUGGAGUCCCGAGUUCACGAGGGCUGUGUUGAGCCAGCCACCCACAAUGCCUUGGCCAAGAUCUACAUUGAUUCAAACAACAACCCCGAGAGAUAUCUUAAGGAGAAUCAGUACUACGAUAGCCGUGUCGUUGGUCGCUAUUGCGAAAAGCGGGAUCCUCAUUUGGCGUGUGUUGCUUACGAGCGUGGAUUGUGCGAUCGUGAGCUUAUCGCCGUUUGUAACGAGAAUUCACUAUUUAAAAGUGAAGCACGCUAUUUGGUUGGACGUCGCGAUGCGGAGCUCUGGGCAGAAGUGCUUUCUGAGAGCAAUCCCUAUAAGCGCCAGUUGAUCGAUCAGGUCGUGCAGACGGCUUUAUCCGAAACCCAGGAUCCGGAUGACAUAUCGGUUACCGUUAAGGCUUUCAUGACCGCUGAUUUGCCAAAUGAGUUGAUUGAACUUUUGGAGAAGAUUAUUUUGGAUUCGUCUGUCUUUAGCGAUCAUCGCAAUCUCCAGAACUUGCUUAUUCUCACAGCCAUCAAGGCUGAUCGUACCCGUGUCAUGGAUUAUAUCAACAGGCUGGAUAAUUACGAUGCUCCCGAUAUCGCAAACAUUGCGAUCAGUAAUCAGUUGUACGAGGAAGCCUUUGCCAUCUUCAAGAAAUUCGACGUGAAUACAUCGGCUAUCCAAGUUCUUAUUGAUCAGGUGAACAACCUGGAGAGGGCUAACGAGUUUGCCGAACGCUGCAAUGAGCCGGCCGUGUGGUCGCAGUUGGCCAAGGCACAACUGCAGCAGGGUCUAGUUAAGGAGGCUAUUGAUUCGUACAUCAAGGCCGAUGAUCCGAGUGCCUAUGUCGAUGUGGUUGAUGUGGCCAGUAAAGUGGAGUCGUGGGAUGACCUCGUUCGCUAUUUGCAAAUGGCACGUAAGAAGGCACGUGAAUCUUACAUCGAGAGCGAAUUGAUCUAUGCCUAUGCUCGCACUGGCCGUCUAGCGGAUCUGGAAGAGUUUAUUUCGGGUCCCAAUCAUGCUGAUAUCCAGAAAAUUGGUAAUCGUUGCUUCAGCGACGGUAUGUACGAUGCCGCGAAGCUCCUUUACAACAACGUCAGCAACUUUGCCCGUUUGGCCAUUACCUUGGUGUAUCUGAAGGAGUUCCAAGGAGCUGUCGACUCGGCGCGGAAAGCCAACUCAACGCGCACGUGGAAGGAGGUGUGCUUUGCCUGCGUAGAUGCCGAAGAGUUCAGGCUAGCUCAGAUGUGUGGCCUGCAUAUUGUGGUCCAUGCCGAUGAAUUGGAGGAUCUUAUUAAUUAUUAUCAAAACCGGGGAUAUUUCGAUGAAUUGAUUGCGUUACUGGAGUCAGCUCUUGGGCUAGAACGUGCUCACAUGGGAAUGUUCACCGAGCUAGCUAUACUUUAUUCAAAAUUCAAACCUUCCAAAAUGCGAGAACACCUGGAAUUGUUUUGGUCUCGCGUUAACAUUCCAAAGGUUCUGCGUGCUGCUGAAUCGGCUCAUUUGUGGUCAGAACUGGUGUUCCUUUAUGACAAGUACGAGGAAUACGAUAAUGCUGUUUUGGCCAUGAUGGCACACCCCACGGAAGCGUGGCGUGAGGGGCACUUUAAGGAUAUUAUUACUAAGGUGGCCAACAUUGAGCUGUACUACAAGGCCAUCGAAUUCUAUUUGGACUUUAAGCCAUUGCUGUUGAACGAUAUGCUCCUUGUGCUGGCACCCAGAAUGGAUCAUACGCGUGCUGUUAGUUACUUCUCCAAAACCGGGUAUUUGCCGCUUGUUAAGCCUUAUCUGCGUUCAGUCCAAUCUCUCAAUAACAAGGCUAUCAACGAAGCCCUAAACGGACUCUUAAUAGACGAGGAGGAUUAUCAGGGUCUGCGCAACUCGAUCGAUGGUUUUGAUAACUUUGACAACAUUGCGCUGGCUCAGAAACUCGAAAAACAUGAACUAACUGAAUUCCGUAGAAUUGCUGCUUACUUAUACAAGGGCAACAACCGCUGGAAACAGAGCGUUGAACUCUGCAAAAAGGACAAACUCUACAAGGAUGCUAUGGAGUAUGCCGCCGAGUCUUGCAAGCAAGAUAUAGCUGAAGAAUUGUUGGGUUGGUUCCUAGAACGUGAUGCUUACGAUUGUUUUGCGGCAUGUCUAUAUCAGUGCUACGACUUGCUGCGCCCUGAUGUUAUUUUGGAGUUGGCUUGGAAACAUAAAAUCGUUGACUUUGCCAUGCCCUAUUUAAUCCAAGUAUUGCGCGAAUACACAAUAAAAGUUGACAAACUGGAACUAAAUGAAGCUCAGCGCGAGAAGGAGGACGAUUCAACUGAACAUAAAAAUAUUAUACAAAUGGAGCCACAACUGAUGAUCACUGCUGGUCCAGCAAUGGGAAUUCCACCACAAUAUGCACAGAAUUAUCCACCCGGCGCACCAACAGUAACGGCGGCACCAGGACGUAACAUGGGUUAUCCCUACUUGUAGGAAUCAAAAUCGUUAAAUCCAUCAAAACAACUUUAAAAACAAAUGUAUCAGCAUUAAAGGAAUACCAAUAAAAUAAGAAAAAUAAUCUAUUAAAUAAUUGCAUGUGCGCCAAAAAUUACCAAAACAAAAGAAGAACAACAGUAAAUAUAAUUCCAAACAUCAUUAAAUUAAUGCAAUGCAAUUAACAAUCCAACUUUUGGUUUGUUUUGUAGACAGUUAAAAAAUGAUUAUAUGUUUUGAUAAUUACAGCACUCUUUAUUCAAAUAUAACAGAAUAUAUUACUUUUUAUCAUAA
This is a messenger RNA of Drosophila eugracilis, 5674 nucleotides long. It is a transcript of the gene Chc, whose product is annotated as clathrin heavy chain. Gene Ontology annotation, cellular component: clathrin coat of coated pit; clathrin-coated endocytic vesicle; cell cortex. Gene Ontology annotation, biological process: receptor-mediated endocytosis; intracellular protein transport. The transcript is spliced from 7 exons. NCBI's taxonomy places the organism in Eukaryota, Metazoa, Arthropoda, Insecta, Diptera, Drosophilidae. The coding region runs from base 344 to 5380 and encodes 1678 amino acids. Gene Ontology annotation, molecular function: structural molecule activity; clathrin light chain binding. The record is from RefSeq and is a predicted model, not a curated record.